Messenger RNA from Desarmillaria tabescens, 663 nucleotides. RefSeq lists its product as uncharacterized. NCBI's taxonomy places the organism in Eukaryota, Fungi, Basidiomycota, Agaricomycetes, Agaricales, Physalacriaceae. The coding region runs from base 1 to 663 and encodes 220 amino acids. The record is from RefSeq and is a predicted model, not a curated record. The transcript has 2 exons.
AUGUCUCCGUCCACUUCCUUAAUUCCAACGCAUGGUCGUGGGGCUGUGGUAUUUCGCGCCGCGAAACAAGCUACUCGCCUCCUUAGAGACGCUGGAUACACGUUUGCAAUCAUGGGGAGUUUGGCUUGCUAUCUCUAUGGAAAUGAACGCCCGCCAAAUGACGUCGACAUUUUGAUUUCAUCGUGUACCUGCGAUCUGGAGCCACUCAAGAAAUUUCUCGUCACCCAGAACCCGGAUAAUUUCUAUCUCGUGGAUGCCAAAUCACCUCGAGCUAGGUUCAAGGUAUUGUGGUACCAUGAUCAUGAUAAAGAUGGAAACCUGGAAAGAACCAAGGUCGAUAUCAUGAAACCGGGAACAAUGCAGCUGCCGAUGAUAUUUUCCGAGGCUAUCGUCGAUAAGCAGGGGCUUCCGGUUGUUCCCUUGUCGAUUCUGCUGCUGCAUAAACUCAGGGGUUGGGAGGAUAAUAUGAAAUCUAGGAAGGCGUAUCUUCGGAGGAAGCAUAACGCGAAUGUGGGAGAUAUAGGUUCGUUGCUGAAGAUCGUUAAUGAGGGUAUGGGCAAGCAGGAAAAGAGGAACUCGAAGCGUUGGAAACGGUUUGCACAGGAGCAGUUUAGUAAAAGAUUCCGGGAUGGGACGAAACGUCGAGUGAACGUUGUUCAGUGA